This is a messenger RNA of Vitis vinifera (wine grape), 4465 nucleotides long. RefSeq names its product probable disease resistance protein At4g27220. NCBI's taxonomy places the organism in Eukaryota, Viridiplantae, Streptophyta, Magnoliopsida, Vitales, Vitaceae. The record is from RefSeq and is a predicted model, not a curated record. Bases 620 to 2980 code for a protein of 786 amino acids. The transcript has a single exon. Gene Ontology annotation, molecular function: ADP binding; protein binding; ATP hydrolysis activity.
AGUCCAAAAAGCAAGAACUCAGAAGAUUCCACCUAUUAUUAAUAAAACACCCUUUGCUUCUAACCAAACUAUUUUCACAUUCAGGAAUCUGCAAUUCUGCUGUUCUGCCAUUUCUUCUGAAGUUGGCUUGCUGCUCUCCUUUCUCCUUUCAUCAAAACAACCGUUUCCUCGUCGAUUUAUCACCCAAUACUCACUGCUGUUUCCCAUUUUUUCAUUUUCCUUCUCUCCGUCUCUCCCUCUUGCCAGAAAGCCUUUUACUUAUUUUCGUUUUGGGGAUCACUGAAUUCCAAAAUCCAAAGCUUUCUCAAUCUCUUCACUCUGUAACCCUUUUCUCUUUUUUAUCUACUAUUUCUUCUUCUUUACUAGUAAUCACUCUCCUUUUCCAUUUUCCUGCUUUCUGUUUCUCCUCUCCUCUCCUCUCCUCUCUUCCUGAAAGAAAAAAGAAAAAAAGAAAAGAAACUCUGCUCUUGUUAUACGUCAAACCUUCCAUUUCUUCUGUCACAACAGUUUCAAGCAAAUAUCAAUCUCUUGAGUAUUGUCUUUCUCCUGCUGUGGUUGCUCUAUUAAUUCUUUAUCUGCCUUUGCUCAAUUCUCAUCGUUUUCUAGAAAGAAGUUGGAAAUGGUUGAUAUUGUUAUUUCCGUUGCAGUAGAAGUUGCAAAGUGCCUGGUUGAUCCAAUUAAACGUCAACUGGGUUAUCUCCUUAACUACCGUCGCAACAUUACGGAUCUCAACCAACAAAUUGAAAAUCUCCGUCGUGAAAGGGACGAACUGCAGAUACCUGUGAAUGAGGCUUAUAGGCAAGGGGAUGAAAUCUUUCCUCGUGUUCAGGAGUGGCUGACGUAUGCCGAAGGGAUCAUCCUAGAGAGCAAUGAUUUCAAUGAACAUGAAAGGAAAGCAAGCAAGAGCUGUUUCUAUUUAAAGUCCCGCUACCAACUAAGCAAGCAAGCAGAGAAGCAGGCUGCGAAGAUUGUUGAUAAAAUCCAAGAAGCUCGUAACUUUGGUGGCAGAGUAUCGCAUCGCCCUCCUCCAUUCAGCAGCUCUGCAUCUUUCAAAGAUUAUGAGGCUUUCCAGUCAAGAGAGUCUACUUUUAACCAAAUUAUGGAGGCCUUGAGAAACGAAGAUAUGCGCAUGCUCGGUGUCUGGGGAAUGGGCGGCGUGGGCAAAACCACUCUUGUCAAACAAGUAGCUCAACAAGCGGAGGAAGACAAGCUCUUUCACAAGGUGGUCAUGGUGUUACACAUAUCCCAAACUCCCAACAUCACAGAAAUUCAAGAAAAAAUUGCAAGAAUGUUGGGUUUGAAAUUUGAGGCGGGGGAGGAUAGAGCAGGUCGCCUGAAGCAAAGGUUGAAGGGAGAGGAGAAAAUCCUGGUGAUCUUAGAUGAUAUCUGGGGGAAACUUGACUUGGGAGAAAUAGGAAUUCCUUAUGGAGAUGAUCACAAGGGGUGCAAAGUGCUGCUGACUUCCCGGGAGCGUCAGGUUUUAUCUAAAGAUAUGCGUACUCAAAAGGAGUUCCAUCUUCAACAUUUAAGUGAAGAUGAAGCCUGGAAUUUAUUCAAGAAGACAGCAGGUGAUUCCGUGGAGAAGCCUGAACUGCGUCCCAUAGCAGUUGAUGUAGCUAAAAAAUGUGACGGUCUACCAGUUGCAAUUGUCACCAUUGCAAAUACAUUAAGAGGUGAGAGUGUGCAUGUAUGGAAGAAUGCCUUGGAAGGACUGAGAACGGCUGCACCAACAAGCAUCAGAGGAGUGACUGAAGGCGUCUACUCAUGUCUGGAGCUGAGCUACAACCAUUUGAAAGGUGAUGAAGUAAAGUCAUUGUUUUUACUUUGCGCUUUGCUGGGGGAUGGUGAUAUUUCCAUGGAUCGCUUGCUACAAUUUGCCAUGUGUUUGAAUUUGUUUGAAGGAAUAUAUUUAUGGGAGAAAGCAAUAAAUAGACUAAUUACAUUGGUGGAAAACCUCAAAGCCUCAAGCUUGUUGCUUGACCAUGAAGGAGAUGGUGAUGAAUAUCCGAGCUUGCUUUUUGAUCACGCUUUUGUCAGAAUGCAUGAUGUUGUUCGUGACGUUGCCAGAUCAAUUGCAUCCAAAGAUCCUCAUCGAUUUGUGGUGAGAGAAGCUGUUGGAUCAGAAGAAGCUGUUGAAUUACGAGAAUGGCAGAGGACGGAUGAGUGCAGAAAUUGCACUCGCAUCUCUUUGAUAUGCAGAAAUAUGGAUGAGCUUCCAAAAGGCUUGGUAUGUCCGAAACUUGAAUUCUUUUUAUUGAAUUCAAGUAAUGAUGAUGCUUAUUUGAAAAUUCCAGAUGCCUUUUUCCAAGACACCAAACAACUCAGAAUUUUAGAUUUGUCUAAAGUGUCUCUUACACCAUCUCCUUCAUCACUUGGUUUUCUUUCAAAUCUUCAAACAUUGCGUCUAAAUCAAUGCCAGAUCCAAGACAUAACAGUAAUUGGAGAACUGAGGAAACUACAAGUCCUUAGUUUGGCAGAGUCCAACAUUGAACAGCUGCCAAAUGAAGUGGCGCAAUUGAGUGAUCUAAGGAUGUUGGAUUUGCAGUAUUGUGAAAGCCUUGAAGUAAUUCCACGAAAUGUUAUAUCAAGUCUAUCCCAAUUAGAGUAUUUGAGUAUGAAAGGAAGUUUAAGUUUUGAAUGGGAGGCGGAAGGAUUUAAUAGGGGAGAAAGAAUUAAUGCUUGCCUUUCUGAGCUGAAACACCUGUCUGGUUUGAGGACUUUGGAGGUACAAGUAUCAAAUCCCAGUUUGUUUCCAGAAGAUGAUGUGCUCUUCGAAAACCUCAACUUGACCAGAUAUUCAAUAGUAAUAGGCUAUGACUGGAUACCAAAUGAUGAGUAUAAAGCCUCAAGAAGGUUGGGGUUGCGAGGGGUUACAAGUCUUUAUAUGGUGAAGUUCUUCUCCAAGCUGUUGAAGAGAAGUCAAGUUCUAGACUUGGAGGAAUUGAAUGAUACUAAGCAUGUGGUUUAUGAGUUAGACUAGGAGGGUUUCGUUGAACUCAAGUAUCUCACUCUCGAGGAAUGUCCUACCGUUCAAUACAUCCUUCAUUCCAGUACUUCAGUGGAAUGGGUUCCACCACCUAAUACCUUCUGUAUGUUGGAGGAACUGAUUCUUGAUGGCCUAGAUAACUUGGAGGCAGUAUGCCAUGGCCCAAUUCCGAUGGGGUCUUUUGGUAAUUUAAGAAUUCUAAGACUAAGGUCUUGUAAGAGGUUGAAAUAUGUUUUCUCUCUUCCAGCACAACAUGGAAGGGAAUCAGCUUUUCCUCAACUGCAACAUUUGGAGUUGAGUGAUCUCCCAGAGCUCAUUAGCUUCUACUCCACAAGAAGCAGUGGUACCCAGGAGUCAAUGACAGUUUUCAGUCAACAGGUAUCUUACUACUCGAUAUCUAAUUUCUGCCAUUACUAGUAUUUAUUUACACUACUUUUACACUAAAUAAAUAAAUUCUAAAAAAUAAAAACCAGAAUUAAAAAGUACACUUUAAAACCAAAAUUAUAUAAAAUUUUAGUAAAAAGUAUUUGUACUUGUCUUCCUUCCUUUCUUAUAUUUUCUUAUUUAUCAUACAUUUAUUAUCUUUAUUUUAUUUUUCUGAAUAAAUUUUAAGGCCUAAUCUUCACUUUUCUUUUUUCAUGAAUUUAUUAUGUUAAUUUUUUUAAUAAUUUGAAGGCUUAAUUCAUUCUUUUUUAUUAUAUGAUUUUUUGCUUAACUAUUUUUAACAUAAAUAUUUUUGUUAAUUUUCUUUCAAUAUUAAACUCUCUUUAUUUUCAUGAAAGGAAUAAUUGAUACUCAUAUGGUUUAAAGAAACUUAUAAAUUUAUUUUUGUAUUCUAAACCAAUAGCAAGGGAGAAGAAUCGAUUUUGGAAUGAAUGAAAUACUUAUUAUAAGAGUUAUAAAGUUUUAAAAUAUGAAAUACUUUGUUUAUAACCCAAAAAUAACUAUCACCAAACAAAAUGUAGAAGAAGAAAAAGAUAAACAAAAUAUAGAUAUUAAUAAAAUGACGAGGUUGGAGUUAUUGGAAACCAAUAUUUUAUUUUAUAUUUUUAAUUACAUAAUUUGUGAUAGUAAAUCAAUAUUUUGGUAAAUAUUAGAUAAAAUAUAGUUAAUUUGUUUUUAUGUUCUAAUAUUAUUAAUAUGACCAUUUAUCAAAUCACAUCAAUAAAACCUUUUAAAAAUGAUAAUUAAUUAAUAAAAAAAAGUUAGGAUAAAAUAAUCAUAUACAUAUUACUCCAACAUAUAAAUGCUCUACUUGUUUUAAGUUAGUAAAAUUGUAUUGGAGAAUGAACAAAUGAAAAAUACUAAAACCAAAGUAUUAUAUAAUGAGAAGUCUAUUAGUUUUAGACAAUUAAUAAAAAUAAACUUUCCUUCUAAGUGAGUUUCAAGCUGCUUGUAGUGAGGUCUAGUUUAGUUUCAUAUAAUGUAGAAAAUACGCAGAUAAAAUUAUGAAUUUAUUUUGUGCUUUUUCAUAUUGAC